CAAUAUGGCUGCAAGUAAAAAAUUGUAACGCUGCGGGAAAAAAAUCGGAAAAAAUGCAUCUUGCAUUGAAAUUUGUGCUCGCAUUUUAAGCAAAUAAAUCAAAUUAACGAAAACAAGACUAUAACGGAUAGGAAAACACUGGAAAAACGAGUGCGCGUUUAAAAAUCUGUGCGGAAAAGAGAAAAACGUUAAAAUACGCCGGUGGCCCCGCCAAAAAAAAAGAGACUCCCCCUUCCACUUAAGCAAAGUGAUUGCUUUUUUGAAAAUAUAACAAGAAAAUAAAUAAAAUACAACCCAAGCGUAAUGGAGGCAGACAUAACGCCUGUGGCAGAAACUAAUGGAACCGCCGGGAUUAGUCCCGAGCUACGCGAGGGAGCGCAGGAGAACGCUCAGGGAAACCCGGAGCCACAGCAACAGGAGAGCGUCAAAUCCCUGGAUGGCGGCGCUGAACCUGUGGGAGGGAUUAUGGAUUACCUAGAGAAUUCCGAAGCCAGGGCAUCCACAACUGGUAAUGAAGGGGCAGAGGCGGAAUACCUGGACGAAGAAAUGCCGACGGAGGAGGAGAAGGAAGCCGAUGGCGGCCCAGUGCAGACGAAGCAAGCCAAGACAGGCGCGCAGGUAACAAGCAAUAACGAUUCCGAGCACACUGCAGCUGCCGAAGACCAGUUAAACCCAGCCGAAGAUGGCGAAAAGGUAGCUGGACGUGCUACAGCUGAUGAGGAAAAAGACGAUCCAGAAGUCGCCGGAGAAGAAGGCGCCGAAGAACCUACAAAAAAGGCCGUAGAAAAAGUCACUGGCGAAGAAGACGACGAGGAUGAAGCCUCAAAGGGAGAAGGCGAAGGCCUAGAAGCCGACAAGGAUGAAGAAGAAGGUGAAGAAGGAGCUGCCGAUGAGGCAGAAGAUGAAGGUGAAGAUGCCGACGGCGAAGAAGCCGACGAGGAAGAUGAAGAUGGCACUGAAGAUCCCACCGAGGAAGGAGAGGAAGUUCUGGAGCCCGAGGCCAGCGACGAAGAGGGCGAACUAAUUACAGGCGAUGAGCCCGGUGAACAUGUCGAUGGCGAGGCCACAGAAGCUCCAACUCGCGAACGCAAAAUCGAGGAGGUGGUGGACGAGAAUCAGUGUCGCGUCUGCACUAGCAAGGAGGAUCUAGUCGACCUGUUCAAGAAGCAAAUCGAUGCCACGCCCGCGGACAUGCUGCUGGUCAUCUGCCCCAGUGUCUCGAUUCUGCCCAAGGACUUUAUGCCCCAAUUCAUCUGCACUAAGUGCCUGGAGAGCCUCACUAUUGCCAUACAGCUGCGGAAGCAACUGGAGACCACGGACCAGGAUCUGCGCAAGCGCUUGUCCCGCAGCAAGAACAAGGUGCGGCGACCCCGCGGCUACGUGGUCAUUGAUGCACCAGUAACAGAUUCCAGUGAGGAUGAGGAGGAGCUCGAUGAUGAGUUUAAGGUAUCCGAUGUUGGUGGAUCAACGAGUGCGGAUAGUGAUUCCGUAGAUUCCGAUGCCAGUUCGCAGAAGAAGGAGAAGAAGAAGCCAGGACGUCCGGGACGUCCGCGAAAGACCCCAUUGAAGAGGAGUAAUGAGGACGACGAUGACGAAUCGCCCAGUGUUCCGAAGAAGAAGUAUCCAACCACGCCGGCAGCAUCUGUCGGUCCAUUUGAGUGCGAACACUGCGAUCUGACCUUCUCCCGCAAGCAAUCCUAUGUGCUGCACCGCAAGACUCAUGAACGAACGGAGCAUGCUUGCCCCAUUUGCGGCAAGAAGUUCAAAGUGGAGUGGGCCUACAAGACGCACAUGGAGCGGCACGAACAGGAGCGUGCGCAGUUCCGCUGUGAACUGUGCUCCCAGGUAUUCCGACUACGGGCAGAACUCAAACGCCAUAUGGCCGUGAAGCAUGAUGAGCACGGCUUUAUCUACGAGUGCAAGCGUUGCCAGAGGACCUUCCUAACAUCGCAGCGAUUGCAGCGCCACCAAGCCAUCGGCUGCCAGCGGCCUAGGGAAGAGGUGCGGAUUAAGGAGGAGCCACGGAUCAAGAUGGAGCCACGCAUCAGCCAUUCCCACGGCCAUGGAAACCACGGUAAGCGGCGCCACGGAGAGGGUCGAGAUCUAUUCAAGGCAGUUGCCCCACCAACCACCACUUACUGGAGCGACAGCUUCUCGGACUAGGAUGUCGAAAUGGAGUUUUAAUCAACGAUUUUACGUUUCCCAUUAGAUGUAAAAAAUAAGUGCAAACAAAUCACAUUUGUAAUAAAUACAAAGUAAGAUAGAUGGACACAAAAUGAUGUUUAAAUACACACUUCUAUCUAAGCGGAUAAGUAAAGAUAAUCAAAUAAAAACUAUGAUUUAUGGAUAAA
Molecule: messenger RNA, 2351 nt
Organism: Drosophila serrata
Lineage: Eukaryota; Metazoa; Arthropoda; Insecta; Diptera; Drosophilidae
Biological process (GO): regulation of gene expression
Cellular component (GO): nucleus
Molecular function (GO): zinc ion binding
Source: RefSeq, a predicted model, not a curated record